AUGCCUCCAAAAAAGGCCGCAAAGGCCGCACCGAAAAAAGCUGCUUCACCAGCUGGCGUCACAAAAAAACCGCGUGCCUCCAAAGCAGCAACAUCAGCGAAGCGUGCAAGUAUUACAAGUGCAGCAUCUGCAACGAGUGCAAGCUCAGCAGAUCCUGUCACAGCUCCGAAAGCCGCUCCAAAGAAGGCCGCGCCCAAGAAAGUUCCAGUUGCUGCCAAAGGCGGGAAAGCUUCUGCUGCUGCACUACCACCCAAUCCUCCCAAGAAGCGGAAAGCCUCUGAAGAAUCCGAGGACGAACCAAAAUCAAAGAAAGCGAAAUCGGUUGUUGCUGAACCUGCCCCUGCUCCUCGAAAGGCCUCUGUUGCUAAGAGUACAACUGCAAAGAAAGCAGCCGCGAAACCAGCUCCAAAAAAGGUCGCCGCAUCCAAGCCCAAGGUCGAAGUCAAGGCAAAACCUGCACCGAAACCCAAAGCUGCCCCGAAGGCAAAGGCCGAACCUAAAGCAAAGCCUGCACCAAAGACUCCUGUCUCAGCUGCACCAAGAAGAGCCAAGGCACAGAAGGCUGCGCCAAUCCUAAAUGCCAGACCUACACAAUUACUUGACGUUUAUUGCUUUGGAGAGAAUGGAAAUGGUGAGCUUGGCCUAGGAGCUAAGAAUGCCAGAGGUCGGAUGGUCAUCGACGUUGGUCGUCCACGUCUGAACCCAUUCCUGGCCGCAAAAGAAGUUGGCAUUGUCGCAAUCGCAGUUGGUGGGAUGCAUUGUGCAGCACUCACUCAUGACAACAAAAUCUUGACAUGGGGUGUGAAUGAUCAAGGCGCUCUUGGUCGGCCAUCUGAUGCAGAUCCUGAAGAAGUGAAAAUGAAAGAUGCCGACGCAAGUGAUUCCGAUUCUGAUGACGAUUUCGAUGAAGACUCAGGAUUGAAUCCAGCUGAAGCAGAGCCCCGUCCUGUUGAUCCUAGCCACUUCCCGGAAGGUACUGAGUUUGCUGGUCUAUAUGCUGGUGAUAGUAACACAUUCGCGCUGACUACUACUGGCCUUGUAUAUGGCUGGGGUACAUUUAGAGGUAAUGAUGGCAUUCUUGGCUUCACCAACGAUAUCAAAGUGGCAACUACACCAAUUUUGAUCCCAGAUCUAAAGAACAUCGUUGACAUUGUCACGGGUACCAAUCAUGUUAUCGCAUUAGAUAAUAAAGGAAAGUGUUUCAUCUGGGGAGCUGGAGAACAAAAUCAACUCGGCCGUCGUGUAGUGUCACGUACAGCUACUGGGGCCUUAGUUCCUCGCGAAUUUGGUCUCCAGCGCAAGAAAAUCGCUCACAUUGGUGCGGGAGAUUAUCAUAGUUUUGCGGUCACAGAGAAAGGAGACGUCUAUGCAUGGGGACUUAACUCUUUCGGACAAUGCGGAAUACCAAAGGUUGACGAGGAUGAUGACACCGUUGCAGCCCCAACAGUAGUCAAAUCAUUAAAGAGUCACUCGAUCAAACAGAUAUCUGGUGGCGCACAUCACACUAUUGCACUGACAGAAGCCGGACAAGUCCUAGCCUGGGGUCGAUCUGAGAACAAGCAAUGCGGUGUCGAUGUCAGCAAACUCCCUCAGAUUGACGUCUUUUACGACAAAGAUGACAAGCCACGAUAUCUCUUCAAGCCAACCGUCGUUCCAGAUAUCAAAGGAGCCACAAUAGCCACCGCAACAGACACAGCAAUCGCGAUCGACGUCGACGGAAAAGCCUACUCAUGGGGAUUCAACGGCAACUUGCAAACCGGUCAAGGAUCUGCUGAUGAUAUUCCAUUGGCAACUCUUGUCGACAAUACUGCUGUGCGUGGCAAGAAACUCACAUGGGCGGGUGUAGGUGGACAAUUUGGUGUUUUAGCGGGUCCUCACGUUGAGGCUGCAUGA
Messenger RNA from Glarea lozoyensis ATCC 20868, 1893 nucleotides. Its product is annotated as RCC1/BLIP-II. Gene Ontology annotation, cellular component: cytoplasm. Gene Ontology annotation, molecular function: guanyl-nucleotide exchange factor activity. The transcript is spliced from 4 exons. Bases 1 to 1893 code for a protein of 630 amino acids. The record is from RefSeq and is a predicted model, not a curated record. NCBI's taxonomy places the organism in Eukaryota, Fungi, Ascomycota, Leotiomycetes, Helotiales, Helotiaceae.